Messenger RNA from Marasmius oreades (fairy-ring Marasmius), 1132 nucleotides. RefSeq lists its product as uncharacterized. Gene Ontology annotation, biological process: protein peptidyl-prolyl isomerization. The coding region runs from base 99 to 1064 and encodes 321 amino acids. Gene Ontology annotation, molecular function: peptidyl-prolyl cis-trans isomerase activity. Lineage: Eukaryota; Fungi; Basidiomycota; Agaricomycetes; Agaricales; Marasmiaceae. The record is from RefSeq and is a predicted model, not a curated record. The transcript has 7 exons. Gene Ontology annotation, cellular component: intracellular membrane-bounded organelle.
AUUUGAUUAGCGGAACGCACGGUGACCGCGUGCGUUGCGAAGUCCAAGCUUGUUCUUGAACAGCUACCAUUCGGUGAGGCUAAGCUCGUUUUUGCACGAUGGUACGACCCAGAGUUUACAUGGAUGUAGCGGUGGGGACCCAACCCCUUGGGAGAAUCAUAUUCGAGCUCUUUAAUGAGACCGUACCCAAGACAUGCGAAAACUUUCGCGCCCUGUGCACCGGGGAAAAGGGUCAGACGGCAUCCGGGAUCUCGCUCUAUUACAAGAACUCUAUUUUUCACCGUUGCAUUAAGGACUUCAUGAUACAAGGUGGAGAUUUCACGAAACGUAACGGCACCGGUGGAGAAUCGAUAUACGGAGGGAUGUUCGAUGACGAGGACUUUUCACUCCCAUUGGAUUCCGAAGGAUUAUUGUGCAUGGCUAACAGAGGACCGAAUACCAAUGGUUCACAGUUCUUCAUCACAUUGCGCGAAUGUCCACAUCUGAACAGCAAACAUGUCGUGUUUGGAAAAGUGCUGCGAGGAUAUGACGAAGUCAUCCAGAAAAUUGUGCAAGUUCCAUGUGACGACAAGAAUAGACCUGCGGAUCCUGUCGUAAUCACGAAUUGCGGAGAGCUUGAACUUCGCAAGAAGGUGCCAGUCCCUUCUCGUACGCAACCUAAGAAACGUUCAGCAUCUAUCUCGGAUUCCGAGUCCGAACGCGACGGCGAGCCUAGGUCCUCAAAACGUCGUUCUCGUGGGUCGCGUUCUCGUUCUCGAGCGUCAGACGAUUCCGACGCGUCCGAACGUCGGCGUCGCAAAAAGUCAAAACGAAAGCAUAACAAGGACAAGCGUAGAAACGAUGGUGCUGAAGUAGCCGAAAAACGUGACUCACAACCUCGAGAGACCGAAGAAGAAUACGAUGCACGACUGGAAAGGGAAGAAAAGGAACGAUUGGAAGCCGUCAGAAAACAGGAGUUAGAACGGGCGAAAGCUCGGUAUGAGAGUGAGUCACAGUCAACAAACGGUAUUCGAUACAAAGGGCGAGGGAGGAUGAAGUACGUUGAUCCAGAUGUUUCUAGGUGACCUCUGCUCGCUUGUAAAUAUUUAGCCUAUACCAAAACUGAGUUGCUUGAGAAAGAACGAAACAGAGC